This is a messenger RNA of Nymphaea colorata (pocket water lily), 1258 nucleotides long. RefSeq lists its product as uncharacterized. The coding region runs from base 203 to 1054 and encodes 283 amino acids. The record is from RefSeq and is a predicted model, not a curated record. Lineage: Eukaryota; Viridiplantae; Streptophyta; Magnoliopsida; Nymphaeales; Nymphaeaceae. Gene Ontology annotation, cellular component: mitochondrion. Gene Ontology annotation, molecular function: protein-containing complex binding. The transcript is spliced from 10 exons.
UCGUGCCCUUGUAGGAAAAAAAUGACGGGUGUAAGAUCAUAAAACCAACUUCUCUGCAAGAGCUUCUACGUCGCCCGAGGCUUCCCGAAGCCACUGCCCCAUUCCUCCCUCGGUUGCUCCUCUUCGAUUCUGCUCUCCCAUUCCCUCUCCCUGAGAGGGAAAGAAAAAAGUUUUGCGGUAGCGAACGGGAAAUUGGUUCAAGAUGGUCAUCUCGCGUUAUCUACGUUCACAAUCAACAGCGGUCUCAAAACUGAGCAAUUUGAGAAGUUCAUAUAGAACCAGUAGAUUACUAUCAGCAGGUCCUGACAAUGUACAAGAGUCGGUCAAAGUUCAGGAAGCAGAAACUAUAAAUAUGCCACCGCCUGCAACAGAAAAGUUACUUGUGUUGGGUGGAAGUGGAUUUGUUGGUUCACAUGUCUGCAAGGAAGCUCUAGGAAGGGGCUUGUCUGUAUGUAGUCUCAACAGGUCUGGAAAGACAUCUGUACGUGGUGCUUGGGCAGACAAUAUGACAUGGUUCCAAGGAGACCUGCUUGUACCCGACUCACUUAAGGAUGCCUUUGAUGGAGUUACUGCUGUGGUAUCUUGUGUUGGAGGCUUUGGCUCAAACUCUCAUAUGUAUAAAAUCAAUGGAACUGCAAAUAUUAAUGCUAUUAGAGCUGCAUCAGAAAAUGGUGUAAAAAGAUUUGUCUACAUCUCAGCUGCUGAUUUUGGUUUGGCGAAAUAUUUGCUGCGAGGAUAUUACGAAGGAAAGAAAGCAGCUGAAGCAGAACUACUUGCAAAAUUUCCAUAUGGAGGGGUAAUUCUCAGGCCAGGAUUCAUACAUGGUACUCGACAGGUCGGUGGCAUGAAACUGCCUCUGGGAAUUAUUGGUUCACCAAUGGAAAUGGUUCUUCAACAUGCAAAACCACUCACUCAACUUCCCCUUGUGGGGCCAGUUUUCCUGCCUCCAGUGAAUGUGACCUCUGUUGCAAAGGUUGCAGUGAGAGGUGCGACUGACCCUGCUUUUCCUCCUGGCGUUGUUGAUGUGUUCAGUAUUCUGCGCUAUGGGCAAUAAGUGGGGUGUACAUCUUUGUUCACUUUUGAAAGUGAGAGCAGCUAUGCUGACAUUCCCUUGUAAUGCCUCUCUUUUUGAGCGAUCAGUUUAGAAAUAAAAGCAUCAAUUGCAUCGGUCUCUGAAAAUGCUCACAUAUGUUGUACAUGGUCGCUGACGUGUUCCGGUGUAAUUGAUUGCUGUCUGAAAUCAAAAUAUCAUUUUCAA